AAAUCAACAACAUCAACAAUUACAGCAACCUCAACAAAUGCAACAACAGAAUCAUCAACAAUUUAUGAAUAAUGUCCAAAACAAUAACAUGUACAAUACAAACGCUUAUAAUAACCAAGGGUUUCAACAAGCUACCAGACCAAUGAAUUUACCUGUGGGAUCAUCUCAAAAUGGACCAUACAUUAACUACCAGCAGGGACAACAAUCUCAACAAAUGCAAGGACAAGUACAACAACUUCAUCAGCAGCAGAUUAACCAACAGCAGCAGCUUCCUUAUCAACAACAAAUGAACCAGGGUAAUCAUAGACCCCCAAACAACAUGCAACAAGGUCAAAUUCAAGGAAAAGGACAAUCACAACAGUUUCACCAGCAACAAAUGAGAGGAAUGAACCCUAAUCAACAGCGGAAUUUGAUGCAAUCGCAGCAAAAACCAAAUGCAAUGUUGCUAAACAUGCUGAGCGACGUACCUGCAGCCAAUUCACGUAAAGAUCCGUUCAUGUACGCACCAAACACGCAAAAUUGUCAACAAGGGCUUCAAGGAGGGGUUCAAGGCGGAAACAUUACUCAACAAUGUAUACCUCAAAUGAAUCAUCAACCAGCAAUGAAACCUAAACAGCCGCGUAAACGUAAAGGUACUGGAGAUAUUAAAAGUCCAGGAAGUGCAACCGGUCGAAGCCCAAAGCGUAAAAUGAGUGAAGAUGAUUUUAUGAGAGACAUUUCAACACCUGUAAACGACUUCAUGGAAAAUUUUGGGGAUCCCCAGCUGAUUAACUGUCCAUCACAGCGACCACCAUCUUCUGAUCCUAUGGGUGCAAAUAAUCCAAAUAAUUCUGGGUAUGAUGUAAAUUUUUCCAAUGCACCCCGAUCGCUUGAAUCUAUGUUAGCGGGUCCUAAAACUGAACCCGGUACACCGAAUAGUGGAUAUAAUAAUGGAUCUCAAAAUUUAAACUUGGGUGAUUUUACCGCUGAUUUCAGCAACAGUUAUCAGUACCCAAACUCCUCGAUGUCCUUUCCAGGGGCUAACACCGGCCAAAGCCCAGGACCAGGUCCUGGACCCGGCCCCGGCCCUGGCCCUGGCCCUGGGCCCGGUCCGGGGCCCGGACCAGGACCGGGCCCAGGAUCAAAUUUACCAGAUUUAAAUGACUUUUCCAAUUUUGAAUAUACCGACUUUGCCAACCCAAUGUCUUUACCCCCAAUGAAACCAAACAACAAACGUGGUCCUAAAAGAAUGAAAAGUGCCGAAAACUGUAAUGAAAAUAGCAAUUCACUUUCUGGUUUAAGUGAGGAUGGAAGUAAUGAGCAGCAAUCUAUAAUGAAAUCACUUUCUGAUCUUCAUAACUUGAACAUGCCUGAAGGAACAUCCUCAAACAACGCAAAUAAACAAUUUACUCCACCAAUCGCUAAAUCUCAACGAGGUGUCAAAUCUGGAGGUACCAACGGUACUAGCAGUGAUGGACGGAGGUGUUCAUCAGCGGAUGUUGAUGCUUCAGGAAUGACUGGAAAAAGAGGUAACUUUGGAGGAUCAAUUGAGGAUGGCGUUGCACUUAAAAAGGAACGAAAACGGAAACGCGCUGAAAGUGUUGAUAGUUUGAAUAAAGCUGUUGUAGUUUCUUCUACUGCUGCCGUUGCUGGUGUUCUUAUGCCUCCACCUAUGAUUACAAGUUCUGGUGAAGUAGCUGCUGGAGUAGGAAGUGCUUACAAUUUCAUGGACGUUUGUGCCAAUGGUGGCUCUAAUCAAUCAUUACCUCCAAUUACUUUAAAUGUUAAACCAGUUUUAAACACUGUUAAUUCAACUAAUGGUCCAACUGGUAAGAUUAAAAGACCUGGAGUUCAAGGUUCGGGUUUAAAUAAAAGUAAAUUUGCAGACAGAAUGAUUAAUAAACUAAAAGGGUCUCCUGAUGCGAGUGAAUUAGAAAAUAAUGGAUCAGCUGCUACAUACUCACCUAAAUCAUCACCUAAAGUUGGUUCAUCUAAAUCAGCUAAAAUUGCCAAAGGAGGAGCUGAUUCAUCAGGAAGACCAAUCAAACCCGGUCAAAAGUUUAGAUCACAAAACUCGUCGCUUACUAUCUCUAAAACUGUUUCAAACUCCACCGCAAGUCCUCCAGUUUCCUCAUCCUCAUCCUUAACCUCAUCAGCUCCAACAUCUUCUGGCGGUAACUCUGCAAAAGCUCAAGGAAACCAUGCUAAAUCAUUAAUCGCUCAGAAACGUCGUCAAGGUUCUUUGAGUGCAGUCAUUGAUAAGCUAACUCGUAGUACUAACGUUCCUGGAGGAAGUGAUGGGUCGAAUCCUGGAGAGGGUGUGCCUAAAUUUGAAAACUGUUCUAGACCUGAUAGUAGUAGUAACAGUGGUAAUGGGCCCGGUGGAGCUCGAUUUAAUGCGAAUACUGGAGUAUCUAGUUCAAUGAAUAAAAUAGCCGAAAGCAAGAUGAAAUAUAGCCGCAGUUCCGAUCAGUUUACCAUGAGAUUGAUAUCACGGAACACUUUAAAGUUUACGGUGACCAAAACAAAGCCAUCAUCAACAAUGCCCGAGAAUAGAUCAAAGAAACCAGCUAUUUCUGGUUCAUCUAGUACCAAAGGAUCUGCUUCCAGUACAACCAAUUCAUUGAAAACGAAGAGUGUUACUGCAGGUUUAAAAAGACAACUGGGUGGAUCAGCUAAAGCUGGUCAAAAUUUCAAGGGAUCAACUCUGGUUUCUAGCUCUUCAGGGCCAAUUAAUUCACCUAAGCCUGGAACAUCUAGUUCAUCGCCUAAAGCUUCUUCAUUAUUCAUGAACAAUCGUUCAGUUGCUGGUAAAGUUUCUAGCUCAAAUUCAAAUAACAAAUCUAAAGUUCAGUCAACAGAGGCCAUGUUUGAUGCUGCCAUACCAAGGAUUAGAAUUGACCAUUUGCCUAAAAUACCUAGAACUGCAAGUAGCCAACAAGCAAAUAAUAACAACAAUAACAACAACAACAACAGCAACAACAAUAAUAAUAAUAAUAACAGUAACUCAUCUGGGAAUUCAAAUAAUAGUAGCAACAACAACAACAAUAAUAAUAGUAAUAAUAAUAAUAAUAAUGGUGGUCUCAGUAACAACAGUAAUUCAAAUAGAAAUAAUAAUUCAAAUAAUUACUCUAAUUCGAGUAACAACUCAGCAUCAAGUUCUAGUGCACUCUCCAAUAAUGCUAUUAGCCAUAGUGUUAAUUUCAAAGAAUCAGUAUCUUCUGGAGUUGCAUCAAGCAGUAACAAUAUGAAUAUACCCAAUAACUCAAAUGUAAAUUCAUUGAAUAACAAUAAUAGCAAUGUUAACAAUGUAGUGAUUCCAGCAAAUAGUGGAUCAAGUUCAUCAAAUAUCCAACCACCACCACCACCUUCAUCAUCUUCGUCAUCUAUUUUCAUGUCGAAAAGUCCAUCUUUAGAUCAACAACAGCAACCAGGAUCUGCUUCGAUGCAAUUUCCCAAGAAAUCUUUUUAUGGCACCAGAGACUCACUUCCUAGUUCGACGUUAUCAUCCUCAAAUGAUAAACCUGAUCACUCGAUGAAAUUCCAAUCGUGCACAAUAUCAUCCAGUCUUUCGUCUUCAUCAUCCAGUCAACCUACUCAUUCAACUAGUGGUCACAUUAAUAGUAGUAAUCUUUUAAGCCAACAACCUCUAAUCACGUCUAAUCCAUCCAGUGCAAGUUCCAAUUUUUCUAUCAACGUUGUUUCUGGGAGCAACCCCAUUAUACCAAUAAGUUCAGGAGUCACUAGCAGUAUUAUUGAUAGUGAACCUAAAGUUAGUAACUCAAGUGAAACCAAUACCAAUGCUACCGACAGGUUGAGCGGUGUGAGCAGUUCAAGUGACUCCAAGUUAAACUCGACUAGUACACCAAGUUCACCGGCGGAAAGUUCUACUUUUAAUGAUGCUUUACAAAACCCUCCACUUUUAAUUCCCACUGAAUCCAUCGAAGAGGUUGAAAGAGAACCAAGCGCCAAUAAAGAUUCAAUCGAUACAACAUCAACAUCAUCAACAGCCAAUGCAAGUUCAACAACUGUUGCUCAAAUUGAAUCUUAUGGGCCUUCAAUGGUUACUACUACUGUACCAACAGCUUCCUCCUCUUCAACAUCAACACUUGCUUCUACUGUCAAUAACUCACAGCUUCAGCAGUCAGCCACUAGUGAACCUCAAAGUUCCUCUUCAAACUUAAUUGAAGCUGAUGAAGAUUAUGACGACGAUGAGGAUGAAGAAGGUUUAAUCAUUGACUUUACCGGUGCGACUCCAUCAUCAAGCAAAGCGGAAAAAGGUGUAACAUCGACUUCUAGUACUCCGAUUUCAGCUAGUUCAGCUACUAAUUCAGCAACUACAACACCAAGUUCUGCUGCUCAGGAUGCUUUAAUUAAUGUUUUAACAUCAUCGACCACGACCUCAUCUUCACCGAUAAUCGCUCAAAUGUCCAUCAAUAAUAACAGCGCGGUACAUAACAGUUCCUUGGUUGAUUCCGAAAAUGUUAGUGGGAGUAAUUUAGGAGCCUCUAGUCUCCUAGGAUCAUCCAGUAUUGAUGGCUCUGAGAGUGACGAUGUUGUCAGUUUUAAUAACAGUAGCAGUUCAACUGCCAACAGUAGCAACCAUAUUAGCGGUAACAAUCAAAGUAUUACCUCCAAUAAUGGUAACAACCCGCCGCCAUCAAACUCUUCGGGUAACCUUAUCUCCGAAUCACCAUCAAAUCAGUCAAUAUCUAGCCUUGCCUCUCGACGAUCACCUUACUUGAUUGACGAUGAUUUAAUGGAUGAGGCACUUGUUGGAUCAGCAGAAUAAUUAGACUUGACAAACUAAUGGCGCCAGCACUUAUCAUUUUUGUCUUCUUCGUUCCAGAUAAUCUUUCCUUUCACCUAAUGCUCUAUCCUUAAAAACUAUUUUCUUUUUCUUAUUCCUCUUUUGUCUGCUUAUCUAAUAUUUUUGUUUUUUCUGCCUUCACUGUGAAGUAAUGCAACAAAAGGACGCUUAUCCAAAUAUAUAUAUACUAUAAAUAACAUUAGUUGAAUCCUAAAUCAAUCUAAUUAACUCAUCAUCACAUUAAUUUCCAAUAAUUCAUCGAAAACUGAAAGAUAUUCACAUUGGUAAACAUCACAUUAUUAUCUACGUCAUCAAAUUUAUCUUUCUCAUUCACUGUCGUGAUCAUUAUUGUUACAUUUUCAUCUUCUUAAUCAUCAUUGAAAUUUACAUCAUAACAUAAUAAAAUCAAAUAAAGGCCUAAAUGUUUCUCUCAUAAA
Tetranychus urticae (two-spotted spider mite) is the source of this 5226-nucleotide messenger RNA. The record is from RefSeq and is a predicted model, not a curated record. NCBI's taxonomy places the organism in Eukaryota, Metazoa, Arthropoda, Arachnida, Trombidiformes, Tetranychidae.